GGUCACUCUAGCUGACGCGCGCGCGUGCGUACGCCUGGGCUUGCAGAGGCACGUCAGGUCCCACGGCACUCCAUGUAUGGUGCCCGAACUGCCCUUUUGUAUCCCACUGGGGUCUGCCCGGGUUGCCCAUAGAUGCCUUUUCCACCCUCCUGCACUGCUCCGAUCGUCGCGAAUUUAGUACGGUCAGCUUCCGUCGGGCAGCCAAGCCUGCCCGUGCUCGGGCAGUUCGCCGUGCUUUUUCUAUCGUCUUCGAUUCCAUUAAAAGAAACUUCUGUGAAGUCCAUUUCCUGGGAUUUCUGUGUUCUCUGAGCAGACAUUUUCUUGGGGCUCUACUGAGGGAGAUUAACAUCGUCUCUGUUGGAGCCGUCGCUGUUCCUAGUCGCCGCGAGCUUGUUCAUUUUCUGGCUUGGGAAGGCCUUAUCAUCCGAUCCGCUUCUUGUGAUCUGCUUCCCCGUUCUGUUUCCUCUACUGGGUAUCUGUUGCUUCGCUCGAUUUUGGGUCUUUUGAGGCGAUGAUUCUGAAAGAGUAGCAUUAUUUGGGAAUAUUCACUUUUUGGGGGCUCGCGUGAGGCAGAUAUUUAAAAGUGUAUUGGCGAAGAAGAGGCCGUGUUUUGAAUUUGGAAUUGGUGGUGAGCGUUUGAGAUUUUGACGGGAUUGGAUGAUAUCUGGUCUGGGUUUAGGGUUUCUGAAAGAUGGGAUUAGGUACUGAGGGCGUGAAGGCGGAGUCCUGGGAUGUGGGCAAAUCCAAGUCUAGGAAGAACAAAGAUGGGGCUUUGGAGGAAACUGGUUGCUGGCCAAAGCUCAGGUUUAUAGGGAGCUGCAUUUCUUCGAGAUCUAAGGUUGAUAAUUCUGUCAGCGGCACCAGUACCCAUUGCGCAGAAGGUAAAUCUACAAAUGAUACAAGCACAGACCAGCCGAUUGCUCCAGCAGUGUCAUCUUCAACCACCAGUAAUGCAGAAAGUAAUUCAUCUACUUCAAAACUUGAAGAAGAACUCAAAGUUGCAUCUCGACUUCGGAAAUUCUCAUUUAAUGAUCUUAAGAUGGCAACAAGAAAUUUUAGACCUGAGAGUCUUCUUGGAGAGGGUGGUUUUGGUUGUGUAUUCAAGGGUUGGAUUGAAGAGAAUGGAACUGCUCCAGUGAAGCCAGGCACGGGUCUAACUGUUGCUGUUAAAACUCUCAACCAUGACGGGCUUCAGGGUCACAAAGAAUGGCUGGCUGAAGUUAGUUUUCUCGGUGACCUUAUUCAUCCUAAUUUGGUUAAAUUAAUUGGUUAUUGCAUUGAAGAUGAUCAAAGGCUGCUAGUAUAUGAGUUUAUGCCUCGAGGAAGUUUGGAGAACCACCUGUUUAGGAGGUCCCUGCCUCUUCCAUGGUCCAUAAGGAUGAAAAUUGCACUUGGUGCUGCAAAGGGUCUUUCUUUUCUUCACGAGGAAGCGGAAAGGCCAGUGAUAUAUCGUGAUUUUAAGACCUCCAACAUCCUAUUAGAUGCGGAUUACAAUGCUAAGCUUUCUGAUUUUGGACUUGCCAAGGAUGGUCCUGAGGGUGACAAGACUCACGUCUCUACCCGUGUGAUGGGAACAUAUGGUUAUGCAGCCCCCGAGUAUGUAAUGACAGGACAUCUUACUUCCAGAAGUGAUGUUUACAGCUUUGGUGUGGUUCUGCUAGAAAUGCUGACAGGCAGAAGAUCCAUGGACAAAAAUCGACCCAAUGGAGAACAUAACUUGGUGGAAUGGGCACGACCUCAUCUAGGAGAGAGGAGGAGGUUCUACAGACUGAUUGAUCCUCGGCUUGAAGGUCACUUCUCGAUAAAAGGUGCCCAAAAAGCAGCACAAUUGGCUGCCCACUGCCUCAGUCGGGAUCCAAAAGCUAGGCCGCUGAUGAGUGAAGUUGUUGAAGCCUUGAAGCCCCUUCCAAACCUCAAGGACAUGGCCAGCUCAUCCUAUUAUUUCCAGUCUGUACAAUCUGACCGUGUUGGGUCCAGCCCAAAUGCUAGAAAUGGCCUUCGAACUCAGGCAGGAUCCCUUCCAAGAAAUAGUCAAUUGAGGAGCCUUUCCAUACAGAAUGGUGCUCAUGCUUCGCCCUAUCACCAACAGCAGCUCCCUCAUCAAUCACCAAAACCCAGCGGUAAACCCUAGCAUUGGGUUCCUAGUUUCUUCUCCCCCCCCCCAAAAAAUCCUUUUUAUCAAUCAUUUGUUUUCUUUUACCUUUAUCCUUUUUUUUUUAAUUAUAUAAAUAUAGAUAUAUUUUAUGUUGAAGCAUUUGUUCCUGGGAAAGCAACAGAGAAACAUGUUUGCUUUAUGUGUUCUGUCAAGAGUGGUGACCUCCCAGUGGGGGGCAGAGCUUCAGGGGAGGUGAUUUUUGUGCUGAAUGUGAUAUCAACCAUGUGUUGCUUUUGUUUGUAUGAAAAUAUUGAAGAUUAUUGCCCUCC
Molecule: messenger RNA, 2424 nt
Organism: Malania oleifera
Lineage: Eukaryota; Viridiplantae; Streptophyta; Magnoliopsida; Santalales; Ximeniaceae
Product: serine/threonine-protein kinase PBL34-like
Exons: 7
Coding region: 692-2131 (479 amino acids)
Biological process (GO): protein phosphorylation
Molecular function (GO): protein kinase activity; ATP binding
Source: RefSeq, a predicted model, not a curated record